UGAUAAAGAAAAUACUGAGAAAAAGAUAAAUCAAGCUGCCAAUCGUCACUUCACACAUGGAGAGAUGCAAGACCAGUCCAUUUGGGGAAAUGGUUCAGAUGAUGAACUCAUCAGAACCCAACCUCAGCGCUUGCCUCAGCUUCAAACUGCAGCACCGGAAUCGAGUGAGGAGGAAAUAGCCAAGAUAAAGAACGGCCACACGAGUCUGAGCAAUGGGAAUGGAAUUCACCAUGGGGUCAAACAAGUAUCUGCAGACAAUCGAAAACUUUCCUCACCUGUUUCUCAAAAAAUGCAUAGAAAAAUUCAGUCCAGCUUGUCGGUGAACAGCGAUAUCAGUAAGAAGAGUAAAGUUAAUGCUGUCUUUUCCCAAAAGACGGGCUCUUCACCUGAAGAUUGCUGUGUCCACUGCAUCCUGGCGUGCUUGUUCUGUGAAUUCCUGACCCUCUGCAACAUUGUACUGGGCCAGGCUUCGUGCGGCAUCUGCUCUUCGGAGGCCUGUUGCUGUUGCUGCGGGGAUGAGAUGGGGGAUGACUGUAACUGUCCUUGUGACAUGGACUGUGGCAUCAUGGAUGCCUGCUGUGAGUCAUCAGACUGUUUGGAAAUCUGUAUGGAAUGCUGUGGAAUUUGUUUCCCUUCAUAAAUAUUUAUCAUUUGUUUUGUGUUAAAA
Molecule: messenger RNA, 667 nt
Organism: Orycteropus afer afer
Lineage: Eukaryota; Metazoa; Chordata; Mammalia; Tubulidentata; Orycteropodidae
Gene: MDFIC
Product: MyoD family inhibitor domain containing
Source: RefSeq, a predicted model, not a curated record